GAUGGUUUGGCACUUAAUUUUAGCCGUCAGAGUAUUUUUCUAGCUAAUAUUCACAAAGGUAGGAUGGGUCGCCACUUAAUUUCGUGUUGUGCGCAUGCGCAGAAACAACGGGUAGGAUGGUUUGUCAGGUAGGAUGGAUUCCCAAUGUACAUGUUGCUAGGCAACAUGUGCACGUAAAACAUACCGGAAUUUUGCGGUUAGCUCAAGCUAAAACGAAAUACGGGAUAAUUUCUCUGUGCUAACUCACAAAAAUGGCGGUCAGCGGCAGCAUAUCUGAUCAGAAAGUGGAGCUUCAGCGUAAAAUCAAACUUCUUGAGGGCGAAAGAACAGCAUGUUAUGAGAGGACUGAGGCCAUCACCAGGAAGCAAAAGGAGUUCAUCCGUCAGCUGAGGCAGGAGAACAAGAACCUGCGUAAACAGCUGGCAGAAACUAAGGCUCGUGAUGAACAUAUAAUCAAAGUGGCCUUUCAAAAAAGAGAUAUGGAGGGGAAGGCCUUCUGCAACAGCACAGUGAAGGAGGUCAAUGAAACACUAAAUGAACGAGUGCUGUUCAAGAGGAAGUGUAUCAAUGCCCUAAAACACACCAAUGAGAUCUACCAGUGCCGCUUCAAUCAACUGAAGAUGGAGUACCAGAGGCUGAAAUCAGAGAGCAGCAGCGGUAAAGUAUCCUCUGAUGCUCACACUUGGAAAAAAAUGGACGAUGCCAUGAAACUGCGGGCUCUGGAGAACGAUCUGGAGAAAACCCAGUUUAAAUGCAUGGAAGCUAAGAACAUCAUGAUUACCUAUCUGAAAUUCAAAAAUCACUUACAUGAGGAGAGUCUCACUUACAAGGGCCAGUUGGACUGUCUGGAAGCAGAAAUCCUGAAGCAAAGAGAGGAGAUGAAUAGGCUGCAGAUCACGAACAAUGACCAACAGCUCUCCAUAGAAGCUACUAAGGAUGAGUUGCAGAAGCGGGAGGAGCUGCUUUACAAGGACUGUAAGGAGAGGGCGCGUAUAAUAGCAAGUUACAGGAAAAAGGUUAAGGAAUGCAAGGCCCAGGCUGAAAAAGUCAAUAUAAGGGAUCAGAUAACUCUGCCAGAAAAACCAAGCGCUUUUGAGGAGGCCUUCAGGCGCAUCAGCGAGACCACAGGUGUCACAGACAUACAGGAGAUACUGGAGUGCUUUAACUCUCAGGAGGAGACACACCAGCAUCUGGUGAAACUGAAGGAGGAGAAUGAGAAAGUCCUGCUGCAGCUGAAGGAAGAGAAGGAGCUUCUGAGCCAACAGUUUGAGGAGAUGAAAUAUUCUAGACAGGCUAAACACUCUAGUGACCAGCAGGCCCUGCAGGAGUCUGAGCAGCACCUGCAGACUCAGCAGCAGAAGUGUGAUGCAGCCAAAGAGCGACUGGAUUGGCUCUUGAAGACUCUCCGCACUGCCCAAGCUGGAGUUGAGCACCUGGCCAACAAACUUCAACACAUCUCACUGAGUGAGGACACAGUUCCUGAAGUGCAUCCAGAUUCUGAUCACUUUGUUCUGGAGCUGAUGGCCCAGUGUGAGAAGAAAUUAUUGUCACUGCACAAAGAACUUCAGGGGAAGGAUGUGCCUGGUAUAUUGAAGGAGCUGGAAAAAAACAAGUUGUACAUAAGAAGUGAAGAAAAACUGUCAGAGUACAUCACCGGAGCCAAACCACCUGUGGAUCAAGCACAUGACCCCCUCCAUGACAAGAAUGAGACUGACGAGGACGAAGCGAAGGUCAUCACACGUGAAGCGCUGAAGCUUCAGUCUCAGCUAAUCACUGACUCCAACUCCAAGAGAAAGACCAAGAUGAAGAUGUUGAAGAAGAAGGGCAAGUUAUAAUCCGACAACACAAUCCUCAAUGUCUCCCAAAAACAUGAAAUAUAAAAUGGGAUGAUUGUGCCCAAGAUUUUCCACUACAAUUGUUUCACCUCUGUAAUUGUUAUUUUGUGUCUUAGCCGGUGCUAUAAAGAUAUUUAGUAUACAAUAAAUGAAAACAUGUAUUUUAACAGUAUAAGAGUAUUAAAUGAUUUUCAUAAAU
Messenger RNA from Oreochromis niloticus (Nile tilapia), 2034 nucleotides. It is a transcript of the gene odad3, whose product is annotated as outer dynein arm docking complex subunit 3. Gene Ontology annotation, cellular component: ciliary tip; ciliary basal body; cilium. The coding region runs from base 252 to 1835 and encodes 527 amino acids. The transcript has 14 exons. The record is from RefSeq and is a predicted model, not a curated record. Gene Ontology annotation, biological process: cilium movement; outer dynein arm assembly. Lineage: Eukaryota; Metazoa; Chordata; Actinopteri; Cichliformes; Cichlidae.